Sclerotinia borealis F-4128 is the source of this 3405-nucleotide messenger RNA. The record is from the annotation of a GenBank genome assembly. Lineage: Eukaryota; Fungi; Ascomycota; Leotiomycetes; Helotiales; Sclerotiniaceae.
AUGAGGAGGGGUCGCCAUUUAUUGAAGGAACCAUCAACGCCAUCAGUAUGCGCUUUUUGUUCGCAUCGGCUUGGGGCAAUUCGCCGUCCUUCACAGAUACAGCGUCGAUUUCUGCAAUCCUCUAAUUCGAGAUCAAAACCACCUGCCGAAGGUGCUGCGGAACGGGAGUCUGAAGAAAAUGAAUCAACUCCUCCGCAACCGCAGGCCCCUGCUGCACCAUGGCGUCCAGGACCGGGAAUGGGAAACAGCUUCGCCAAACCAGCCUUUGGAGGUUCUAAGGUUCCAGGAGUAGGAUCUUCUGCCGGCUUCGGUCGUCCAGCAGCAGGAAUUCCCAUGAAGUCAAGAAUACCGGAUCCUCCACAGCCCGAGCAACCAGAGGAGACCGCUGCGGAGGAGCCUUCCCAAAUGAACCAACGAAAGAUAAAAAUACAUUCAGGACCUGGACCAGAGUCGAACAGAGGCAACAGGCCAAUACCGUAUUCACAAGAGUUACAAAUGGAAAUCGCUAGAAGCGCAGCGGCGAAGAAAACGACCAUGGAUAUAAAUGCAAUGAACAAGCAGCGCACUCAACCCGAUGCGCCUUUACGCUUUUUCGAGAAGGACGGCUCACGUAUCCGUAGUCAUACUUCUAGUCAAAUAAUAAAUGACUCUACGGAAACGACUACUCCACCCGAAAUCACUGGCAAAGCUUCCGAAGAUGAAUCGCAAUGGGCAAAAUUGAGAAAGAAGGUUGAAGAACAGCGGCCGCCACCAUCACCACCACAAGAUCCUAUUGCUGAAGCUCAAGCCAGAAGGGAACAAGAAGCAAGUUCGGGUGCUUACAAGCCACUGAGAAACAUUGUUCCAUCGGAAAGAGGCAGAUUUGGAGAGGUUCCACGGGCAGAUAUGUGGAGCAGGCCUAAUAAUUAUGGUAAAGAAAAUGAUACGGCCUCAAAUUCGCAAACGACUCCCCCGAACAAUUACCAGCCCUCACCAGUUAGUGCGGGCAGCAAUGAUGCGGCCUCAAAAUCACAAACGACUCCCCCGGACAAGUACCAGCCCUCACAAGUUCGUGCGGGCAGCAGGUCUUCAUUCAAUUCAGUCUCUAGAUCAAAUUCGGAACCGGUCCGUCCCGCACAAUCGGUCCGCCCCGCAGAAUCGGUCCGUCCCGCAGAAUCAGCACCAUCUGCUCGUAGUAUGUUGAAACCUCUUGGGUCUUUUGGAUCCUUUGGAUCUUCUGCAUUUGGUCCAGGCUUCGGUAAGGCUGGUGGAAGUGGAUUCAAGAUCCCCGGUCUGACAACUCCAAGCCCAUUGGUCGAGCCAGUACGAAUCAAGGUAGCUGAAAAUCCCGUUGAAGAACCUGUUGAAGAACCUGUUGAAGGGCAGACAAAUGUUCCGAGUUCCAGAGAUCAAACAUUGCCCACCAAGGCACAUGGGAAAGCGUCCAAGAAAAAAGGGAACAGGCGUAGAGAGAUGGACCGGGACGAUGAUGAAGAGAGAGGUGGGGCAGAUGAGCGAGCAGAGCUCAAGAAACAACGAAAACGUGAUAAGGCAGCAAAAAAGGCAGCUGCGCCAACGUUGAUGAUUCUACCUGAAUUCAUUAGCGUCUCAAACUUAGCUGUCGCUCUCAAGGUCAAGCUUGAAGAUUUUCUCGAAAAGCUGGAAGAACUAGGAUUCGAAGGUGUAAACCAUAGUCACAUUUUGAAUGCUGAAGAUGCUGGACUUAUUGCUAUGGAAUAUAAUUAUGAGGCCAUUAUAGAACGAGGCGAAUCUGAAGACUUGAGGGCUAGACCUGCUGCGGAAGACCCAUCAAUACUUCCGCAAAGAGCUCCGGUCGUCACUAUCAUGGGUCACGUUGACCAUGGAAAAACUACAAUUCUUGAUUAUCUUCGAAAUUCUUCUGUUGCGGCAUCAGAACAUGGUGGCAUCACUCAGCACAUCGGAGCAUUUUCUGUGCCUAUGCCUUCGGGAAAGACCAUUACCUUCCUUGACACUCCUGGUCAUGAAGCCUUCCUGAGCAUGCGUCAAAGAGGUGCUAAUAUUACUGAUAUUGUCAUCUUGGUUGUUGCUGCAGAUGACAGUGUUAAACCACAAACGAUCGAAGCCAUCGGUCAUGCAAAAGCAGCAAAGGUACCAAUGAUUGUUGCCAUCAGUAAAAUCGAUAGGCCUGAGAUCGACAUUGAACGCGUCAAACAAGAUCUUGCUCGUCAUGGUGUUGAUAUCGAGGAUUUUGGUGGUGACACUCAAGUUGUAUGUGUCAGUGGUAAGACUGGGAAGGGAAUGGAAGACUUGGAAGAAGCCGCCAAUACAUUAUCCGAGAUCCUUGAUAUGCGUGCCGAAACAGAUGGUCAAGCAGAGGGUUAUGUCAUUGAAGCAAGUAUAAAAUCUAUGGGUAAGGUUGCUACAAUCUUGGUUAGACGAGGUACCAUGAGAUCGGGAGAUUUCAUCGUCGCUGGUAAAACAUGGGCAAGAAUUAGAUGUCUACGCAAUGAAGCAGGCGUUGAAAUCGAAGAAGCUGGCCCAGGUACUCCAGUAGAAAUUGAUGGAUGGAGAGAGCAGCCAUCUGCCGGAGAUGAAGUUCUUCAAGCUGUCGAUGAAGCAAAAGCCAAAAGUGUUAUUGAAUUCCGGCUCGAGAGAGAGGAACGAGACAAGAUGGCCGAGGAUAUGGAAGCCAUCAAUGAGAACCGCAAAGUCGAACACGAUAAACGUGAGCGUGAAAAGGCAGAGAAAGAAGCUGCUGAUCUUGCUGGUGAAGAAGGAGAAAAGUCCGUUCCUGCUCCCAUCAAAGAACCCACUGGCCCUAAACCUGUUUACUUCGUUAUCAAGGGUGAUGUAAGCGGAUCUGUCGAGGCAGUAACCGAUCAAUUGAACGCUAUUGGUACCAAAGAAGUGGAACCCAUCAUCCUUCGAUCCGGAGUCGGUAAACUCAACGAAUCUGAUAUUGAGCAUGCUGCCACCGCAAAGGGAUACGUUCUCAACUUCAAUACUGAGAUUGACGCUAACAUGUCUUCAUUUGCUGCGCAGAACAAGGUCAAAAUCUUGGAUGGUAAUGUCAUCUAUAAGUUAAUGGAUGAUGUAAGAGCCGAAAUGUCGACAUUCUUACCACCAAUAACUACACAAAGGGUAUUGGGUGAAGCGAUGGUGGCGCAGGUUUUCGAUAUUAAUAUCAAGGGAAGAAAGUACAGGAGUGUCGCAGGUUGUAAAGUUCGCAAUGGUACCGUCUCCAAGGAUGCCAAGUAUAGGGUAUUGAGAGAUGGGGAGAAGGUCUUUGAUGGUAAACUUGAAUCUCUCAAGAACGUCAAGAAAAACGUUCAGGAAAUGAAAAAGGGUGGUGAAUGUGGUAUGUCAUUUGUAGGCUGGACGGAUUUCCAAGUAGGUGAUCAAGUCCAGGCGUAUGAUGAAAAGCAGGAGAAGAGAUAUUUGUGA